Orbicella faveolata is the source of this 670-nucleotide messenger RNA. RefSeq names its product charged multivesicular body protein 3-like. The record is from RefSeq and is a predicted model, not a curated record. Gene Ontology annotation, biological process: vacuolar transport. Lineage: Eukaryota; Metazoa; Cnidaria; Anthozoa; Scleractinia; Merulinidae.
UAUACAAGAGCUAUUUUCAGUGCAGCAAGGAAAUGCACGAUUUAAGUCCUAUUUCUGAAGAAUUCUUUUGAUUUUGCUAAAAUCAAGGAUGGGAUUAUUUGGACAAACACCGAAGCAGACGCCUAAGGAACAGGUUCAGGAAUGGUGUAGAGGUCUAAGGAAAGAAAACAGAGCUCUUGACAGACAAAUAAGAGCCAUUCAAAGAGAAGAAGAGAAAGCAGCAAGAUCUCUUAAAGAUGCUGCAAAAAAGGGCCACAAAGAUGUAUCUGUAAUUCUGGCUAAAGAAAUAAUAAGAUCAAGAAAAGCUGUGAACAAAAUUUAUGCCUCCAAGGCACAACUAAACUCUGUGGAGAUGAGCAUGAAAAAUCAGUUGGCAACAUUGCGUAUGGCUGGUGCACUAGAAAAGAGUAGUGAGGUGAUGAAAUACAUGCAACAGUUGGUAAAGGUACCAGAAAUACAGGCCACAAUGCAAGAACUGUCCAAAGAAAUGAUGAAGGCAGGCAUAAUAGAAGAAAUGUUAGAAGACACAUUUGAAGGAAUGGAGGAUGAUGAUUUGGAGGAGGCUGCCCAAGAGGAAGUCGACAAAGUUCUGUUUGAAGUCACAAAAGGUAAUUAUAUUUUUUCUUUUAUCAUGAGUUGUUACCGUAAUAAUCUUUUGUGUGCAGUAUAA